Molecule: messenger RNA, 816 nt
Organism: Ostreobium quekettii
Lineage: Eukaryota; Viridiplantae; Chlorophyta; Ulvophyceae; Bryopsidales; Ostreobiaceae
Source: the annotation of a GenBank genome assembly
AUGUGCCACGGCUCUGAGGGCACCGCGGAGGAGAACACCACAUUCGUGACCGUCAUAAAGUGCAUGGGGCAUUGGACGGAAGCUGGUGGCAACUACAGUGCCUAUGAGCCCGUGGGCGCCACGGCCUCCUGCAGCGGCGCCGUCCACCAGAAGACACUGGCCUGCGUGGAUGUGGACGAGCAGCCUGUGUUCCUGGCCACCGAAUACGGCUGCGCGUUGAAUUUCAGCUACGAGGUUGUCAACAAUGGUGAAGCAAGGAACUCGUCCACCGUAUGCCAGGGAGUGGAGAGCGUCACGGAGAUAUCGAGUGCCAGCCCACCUGACGGCGACGUAACAAAGGAGAACUUGCAAUCCAUGCUCGAGGACGUCCUGCCCGACGGCGAUUCUAGCAACGCCCCGGACUCGCCGGACGACCAGAACGUCGUCGACCUGCAGUCGCUCCUCGACCUGGGGGACGUCGCCAUCACGUGCAACGGGCAGGACACGUCCCUGCUGGCCCCCUGUCACGGCACCCUGCAGAUCGCAGUUGAGGGGCCCAAAGCCAACACAACGGAAAGUUGCAAGGGCUGGUGGUUCCCGGUGCCCGCUCCCGGGCUCAUCUUUGCCUGCACCGGCGAGUGGGCCGUGGAUGCGAGCAGCGCGGCCGGAGCAGAGGCGCAGGACUGCAUGGGGCACACUGUCCUGGAGACCAGGGUGUCGCUCGCUCAUGGGCACCACUUUCGGGGGGCUCGAGAGUUGUGCAUCGGGAGCUCCAGGAGGUGGGGGCUGGCGAAGGCGGAGCAUCAUUGGGACGACGCGCCCGUGGCUUCCACCUAG